AUGGAAGAAAAUCAUCAGGCAUCGAUCCCAAAGACAGCUUUAAAUCUAUACGUCAGAUUGUACUGUAAGAAAAGAAAACUGUUGGAGAAUACGGUUACAAGAAGACACACAACUUUAGUGGAAGCAACUAAAUCUUGGCUUUCUUUAAGUAAAAGUGAAAGAGAAAUAUUUGUAACAAAAUACAAUAAUAUAGUUAAUGAAUAUAAGAAAAAAAUUGCCAAUUCUUUAAAAGAUGCUAAACCAUAUUUAAAGAAAAAGGAUUUGAAAAGAUACGAAAAGACAGCUUCUAUUCAUACCGAAAACCAUGGUAAUCAAGAUAAACAACAGAAUUCAGAAGUAAAUUUUAAUAAAAAUAUAUUAGAAGAUUCUAAACCGAUCAUUGGUGCUAUAAGCACAAAUGAUGGAAUGACGUCGGAGUUAGAUUUUGCAGAAUCUCAAGAAAAUGAAAUCCCCGACAAUAAUUCUUUUGGACCGGAAUAUCUUCCUGAACCUAUCCCACCGCGAUUUACAUCAGGUAAAGAGUUAUAUGAAAUGCUGAUGCUGAGGACGAAGGAGGAAACCGUGAAUUGGAACUCUUUAUCAGUUUUAGAGAAGAGGCGCUAUCACAAUGCUAUACUGUGUAUAAAAAGAAAUUAUAUAAAGUCAUAUAAAUCUUUUUUGGAAAGCUUAACACCCGAAGAACUGUUUAAUUAUUAUGUUAAAAAUAAACACGAGGAAUAA
This is a messenger RNA of Parnassius apollo (apollo), 720 nucleotides long. NCBI's taxonomy places the organism in Eukaryota, Metazoa, Arthropoda, Insecta, Lepidoptera, Papilionidae. The record is from the annotation of a GenBank genome assembly.